Molecule: messenger RNA, 4151 nt
Organism: Portunus trituberculatus (swimming crab)
Lineage: Eukaryota; Metazoa; Arthropoda; Malacostraca; Decapoda; Portunidae
Exons: 11
Coding region: 140-3256 (1038 amino acids)
Source: RefSeq, a predicted model, not a curated record
GCAACUUGGCGGAGAGUUUUUGUGCUAGUACUUCGAGUUGUUGUGGUGGAGGUGGUACUCUGCGGCGGCAGGAUGGUGGCGGUGCGCACAUAUAUGAAGGUAGGGCAGCACCGCGGAUAUGAUAAAUGUAGCCUGACCCAUGUCUAAGUUGCUGAGGGGAAACCUACUUCUUGUAGUAAUGAGGAUGUUGAAGAAGAGACACAUCAAAAGGAAGGAGUUAAUGAGGAAAAUGAAUAUAAUGAGGAAACAUAAAUUUCAAAAGCAGCCUUCCCCAGGCUGCAGUGAAGGGAAUGGAGAUGAGCUAGAGAUGCUCAGGAGAAACAACAGCAGUUUGGCCAAGGCUCUCUCUGAUCAGAAGAUAGAAACUAACAAUUGGUACACAGAGGCCAUCACACUAAGGGGUGAGCUGCUUGAGUUACGAGAGAAGCAGGCAAGAGAGCCUGUCAUCAUGAAUGUUGAAAAUGUGUUUGGUGAAAUAGAGAAGCAAGUUAAGGAAUACUAUGAGUCCAUAGAGGUAGACUUCAAUUCAGCUCUGGACAGACUUGUGAAGGUAGUAGAGAAGUUAACCAAGGUAAAGCAGCUGGUGCUCGGCAGCCGAACCACUCUACAGAACUCUACUCAUGAAAUAUCUAACAUCUUUCCUCGCACGUCAGGGUCAAGAGUCACUCUGAGUUCCAGUGGAGUCAACACCGCUCCUCGUCAAAGAGCAGUUCCACCGAUGGUUGGAGGCCAUGUCCUGCAGCCUGUCAUGGUUCCUCUUGCCAAAUUAAAAAUUGAUUGGAAUGAUAGGAAAAGGAACCACUUUCUUGUUGGUGAAGGCAAUGAGCAUAACAUGUCAACCAUUGGAGAGCAGUCAUCACCUGAAAACAAUGAAGUGAGUGAGGAGCAGCAAUCUUUGGAUGCUGAAGAUGACCAAGCUCAGCAUGAUGUAUCAGCUGUCACUGAUAACAACACACCUGAACCUCAGUCUGAGCACGAUCAUCUUGAUACAAGUACCGAGGCCAGGCUUAGUGAGGACCAGCCUAGUAGAUACAAUCUAAGAGAUAAAACACCCUCACCACUUGAACAGACACCAAGCCCAUUAGAAAUACAAGUCAGCAAUAGAGGACAGAGACCAUCAAGAAGAAGAAGGGGAAGAGGGUCAAGAAGAGGGCGAGGCUUCAGUUCCAGACUUUCAAAGACCCUUGCUGCUGAAAGCCCAAGACAGUCGACAGAAGGGAAGAAUGAUCAAACAUCCAUACUUGAUGAUCCACUGGAGGGACCAAGCUGGCUGCUUGAUGUUGGAAGGUCAAGUUUCUACUCCCGUAGCCGAGGAAGAAAAACACAUAGGCAUAAACGUGGUAGGCCAUCUCGUGUUGUUCCCUUGGACUCAUCAGAUGAGGAAAGUGAUGGAGUUGUGGUUUCACCAAUGCUCAGAAAUGGUGGCCUUCAGAGAUCCAGGUCCAGGAGGAAACUUCCUUCUCUAGCCACUACACCUACAGAUAGUCCACCACUUUCACUUGAUCACAGCUGCCUUCAUUCACCCUCCUCCUUGCGGGCCAGGCUAGAGACUGUAGAUGGUGCAGUUGGACGUAGGAGUAAAAGGCACUUAAAAAGAAAAUUUGAAAAUUCAGAAGACUGGGAGAUUGUCAGUUUACAGCAGGAUGAACAAAUUGAUCAAGGAACUAUACCAAACACACAAAGUCCUGUGCCUGAGGUUGGUACUCCUAAAAAGAUGGUAACAAAAGUGGAUUCAAUCACAGAUGAGAACAAUUGGCAGUCUUGCAACACUUCAUCAGCAUUGAUUUCUGAAAGUACAGUGGCUCUUUGGGAAGAGGCUAACACAACCUGUAAAAUUGUUACUAAUAUGGAUGUAACCAUGCCAGUCUCAGAUUUAAUCAUUCAAGAAAAUCCACUAGUAAUUCAUGACAGUCCACCAGUAACUCAUGAGGAUCCACUUGUAAUUCAAGAGAAUCUAGCUGUGGUUCAAGAGAAUCCACAGACAUGUAUAGAAAAAGACAUAGAUGGUUUACAAGAUGAAUUGAAAGUUACUCAAUCAAAAAAGAAAUUCUUCAAAACUAGAGAAAUGGAAUUGUCAGAGGAAAUCCUAGUACAAUGUGAGAAAACCCCAUUUGAUCUUUCAAUGAUGAAUGAUACAGUGGUUGAUAUACCACCAUUUUCAUCAACUAGGACGACGGAGAAAGAAAACUUACCACCUUUGUCAGCCAAGUCUAAUAAUGAAUAUGCAAGUCUAUGUAAUGUGUCUGUUGUUCUUGAAGAUGUUAUGAAACAACCUCAGUAUUCAAAGACACCGAAGGAAUUGAUUCAGUCAUGGAAAGGGAGUCAAUCAGCCAAGUGUAUUUCUUCUCAAACCCCUAGAAAUUUGAGAAGUGUAAGUAGAAGAACACUGCAAUAUACUGUAAACUGUGAAGAUAAUGAAGAGAUAGAAAAACCAAAGAGAACAAGGAAGACAAGAAAGAAAAGUGAAUUUAGUUCAAGCCUAGAUAAUGGUAACAUGAGAACAAGUUCAACAAAGACACUCAUUGAUGAUGAAGUCAUUGUCCAGGAAUUAGAAGACAAAAUGUCAGAUAUUUGCCAGCAGGAGCAGCCUUCUGAGGAAAUAGACGGUCUUCGAAGACAUGAUGAAGAGGUAGAGCCAGCAUCGUGUGUAAGCCCAGACGUUCAACAGGAUGCUGAAACAGGGAUAAACACUGAUCUUAUUGAAAAAGAGAAGUGUGAAGGAAAUACUCAAACUGGAAUACAGAAAGAUGAUUCUGAUGAUGAUUGUAUUAUGUUAGACAGUUGUUCUGAUGAGGAACUGAUUCAAGGUCAGGGCACAUGCCAAGAACAGAUCAAUAGUGUGUGCCCCAUUACUUUUGUUAGUCCAAAUAUUGGGUUUGAAGGCUUUCACAGUUCGGAAACAUUAAAUAAUUGCCGGAAGAUUCCAUACCAGAUGAAGUCAUUCUUUGAUAAGUCAGGGAAAGGAAGUCCAUUUCAUGAUAAUGUUGAAGCCCAGGAUUCUUCAGACAACAAAAGCAAUGCAGAAAUUUUAUCAGGUGACUGUGGUAGAAGAAGGAGAGCUGCUCUCAAGAUUACAUCAUUCAAAGAAGCUAACCUCAAUAGAAAAAUGCGACGAGGAGAGAAUAAUGUAGUCGUUGUAGGAGAUUCAAAGAGGGGCAGAGGCAGGAGUGCAAGCAGAGGAAGUAUAGUGAAAAGGCAGAGAAAAGGAAGAAGCACUGCAGCAGACAAGGCUAUUGAGGGUGAAGAAUCCUCAUGAAUGAGAUAAUUGUCUUCAUCAUAACGUCUUGUUGAUUUUACGUACUUUAUAGAGGCCUCAUGCUUUAAUGACGUGCUCUCAUUAUCCUAUGUAAAAAGAUAAACUGUAUAGGUAAUACUAGUAGCACAUAAUCUUUUGAUAGAAUAGUAAUGAUGGAUUUAUAUUGGGCUGCAAAUUUAGAGUGGCAUAUUUGUGUACUUUUAUAAGAGAUAGCAGCACUAAAUGUAAAUAAAAUAAUAUUGGAGGUACAUAUGUUAGGAUAGUGUAAUUUUUCUUUAGUAUUCCCAAUGCUCAGUUGUAAACUAUAUCAGUUAUGGUUAAGAUAUCAAUUGUUUAAAACAUUUAGGGGAUUUCUUUAUGAUGAUAAUAAAAAGUUGCACAAAAAAUGAGAAUGGCCUUGGUUGAGUGAGAGUAGGAGAUUUUCCCUCAGCAUCACAAGGCAUGACAUCGCUGAGAAGGAAAUCAGUUCUUUACUUGCAUUAUUACUUUGUACAAGGAAAAUAGUACACAUGGUAUAUGGUAUUUAUUGAAUCAUUUAUAUUGUUUUUUUUAAUUAGAUCUUGUACAUAUUUCUGAAGGUUUUAACAAAACAAAUGCUACAAUAGGUAUGACUUAUCUAUUUUUGUGAAGGUUUAUGCAGGUUUUAUCACUAGACCCCAAGAGUAUUUUUCUCAUUCUCUUCAUCAUGGUAAUUUCCUUUUCUUUUCUUUUCUUUAUACAUCUCAUUCCAUUCAAUAUUAUCCUUUGUUUAUAAUAAAUAAUUCAACUUUAUUUAUUUUGUAACCCUUAGAAAUGUUUACAAACCAUGCAGUUUUAAGUUAGCAUGUAAGGAUAGAACUUAUGAAAUAGAUGCAAGCAAAUCAUAAUUUACAAAUGAGUAAAAUUGACCCUUAUA